Molecule: messenger RNA, 423 nt
Organism: Cotesia congregata
Lineage: Eukaryota; Metazoa; Arthropoda; Insecta; Hymenoptera; Braconidae
Source: the annotation of a GenBank genome assembly
AUGGAUAAAGAAACUUGCAAAACUGCUGUAAAUAUUCUACCUGGAUUGAAAUGCACAAAGAAGAAGUAUGACUCAGACUUUUUAUUAAAUAAUAUUUACAAAACCACCAUAAAAGAAAAAUGUAUCUUCAACAAAAAACAGACUCUUCACGCUGUUGAAAAUUAUAGCAUUGAUGAAAUGCAUGAUUUUAGAGAAGGUGUAGGUAAUGAUGACAUGAUAGUAACUAGUAAAAAAAGUAAAUUUUAUACUUUUCCUUUCACCAAAUUAAACGAUCGUUUAAUUCCAAACGUCACUAUAGCGAAGUAUACUUUACAUAUAAGUGAACAGAGUGGAUCAGUAAUUAAUUUUUCAGGCAUACAACCUGAGUCAAAACAUACAAAUUUAACAUUGUAUGUUACUGUCGGUAAAUCUCGCGGUGAUUAA